AAAGGAGUUUCCGGCUUACACGCGAUGAAUCGAGAAGUCUCCCUCGGCCGGAACCUCUCCAUCUUAUAAGCUCUGCGAUAAUCAUUCGGGAACCCGAAUUGCGACUUCGUUGAACCCUUCAGCACUUUCGAUUAAAGCUUUGUUUCUUCGUUUUUCUUCUACUUGUUCUUGGCGUUUCAAAGAUGUGGAAUCAGCAGAGGAAGUAUGAUGUGGAGAGCGGAACAACGCCGCUGUACCCGACCAUGCUAGAGAGCCCACAGCUCCGAUGGGCUUUCAUUCGGAAGAUCUACUCUAUCAUUACCAUCCAACUACUCGCCACCGUUGCCGUCGCCGCCACGGUUGUUUAUGUUCCAUCAAUCUCUACCUUCUUGAGCACUACUAGGGCAGGCCUGGCCGUAUACAUCAUUCUCCUUUUUAUGCCCUUCAUAACGUUGAUACCGCUCUCCUGUUACGCUCAGAAGCACCCCGUCAAUUUGGUUCUAUUGGGUAUUUUCACGGUAUCUUUUUCGUUCGCGAUUGGAUUGACUUGCGCGUAUACAAGCGGGAAGGUCAUUCUUGAGGCUGCAAUUCUAACUGCCGUGGUUGUGGUGAGUCUCACUCUGUACACAUUUUGGGCAGCCAAAAAGGGCUAUGAUUUCAGCUUCCUUGGUCCAUUUCUAUUUGGUGCUCUGGUUAUCCUCCUGAUAUUCGGUCUGGUUCAGGCCUUCUUUCCAUUGGGUCGGACUUCAAUGAUGGUUUAUGGAUGUAUAGCAUCCAUCAUCUUCUGUGGAUACAUCGUCUAUGACACCGACAAUCUCAUAAAAAGAUACUCAUACGACGAGUACAUCUGGGCUUCUAUUGCCUUAUAUUUGGACAUCGUCAACCUUUUCCUCUCACUAUUGUCUAUCUUCAGAGCAGCUGAUAAUUGAAGAGGGGCUUGGUUUUCUUUGUGGUUAGAUUUUCAUCGGCUUUUCCCUUUAUGAAACUCUAUCACUGGUAUUAAUAAAUGGUGUGUAAACUUCAUAUAUUUCUCUCCGAUUAAUAGCACCAUUACAAAAGCAUCAAACUGUAAAGGUUUCUGUUGCUGUUGAUCAGGUGGUAGAUUGAAUCUCAUACCCAUUGUAAGUUGUAACUAAACUGUCUACUGCUUUUCAAUAUAAGUAUCAGAAUUAGAUUUGUA
Messenger RNA from Cucurbita maxima (winter squash), 1159 nucleotides. RefSeq names its product protein LIFEGUARD 2-like. Gene Ontology annotation, cellular component: membrane. The coding region runs from base 183 to 908 and encodes 241 amino acids. The transcript is spliced from 4 exons. NCBI's taxonomy places the organism in Eukaryota, Viridiplantae, Streptophyta, Magnoliopsida, Cucurbitales, Cucurbitaceae. The record is from RefSeq and is a predicted model, not a curated record.